AUGAUAGGCGUCACAAAAUAUUCGCCGGGAUUAUCCCGUCUUCGAAUGUCUUUUGCCGCUGACAUUGUUUCAGCCCUCAUUGGUCUAGCUCAUCGCUUCCCCAUACUUUUUGGACACUACAUGUCAGACACUAAAAGACAGAAGACAGCUGCCAUGAAGAUUUGCACUCAUUCUGGUGCUUUCCACGCCGACGAAUCCUUGGCCGUUUACCUUUUGCGCCUUUUACCGAAGUUUUCUGAUGCCCAGUUGGUUCGUUCCAGAAACCCAUCUGACUGGGAAGAAGCAGACAUCGUCGUGGAUGUGGGUGGAAAAUAUGAUAAUGGAGGAAAGUGGUACGACCACCAUCAAAGAGAGUUCAACGAGAACUUCUCAGCAGACUUCCACACUAAGCUUUCCUCGGCUGGAUUGAUCUACAAGCACUUUGGAAAGGAGAUCAUCAACGAGGUUCUUAAAUUGUCGAAUACCGCCGACGUCGACUUGCUCUACAUUAAAAUCUACAAGGAGUUCAUCGAGGCACUCGAUGCAAACGAUAAUGGUAUCAACAAUUACGCUUCUGAUGCCGAAAAGAAGUUUAAUGACCGUAACUUGACGCUCCCUUCUCUUGUCUCUCAAUUGAACCCACGUUGGAACACUAACCCUCAGGAUGCUGAUUAUGACAAGGCUUUUGAGGUUGCUAGUGAGUUGAUGGGCACAGCUUUUAUCAAUUUGUUGCGCGGUUAUGGCGAGGGCUGGUUGCCAGCUCGUGCUGUUGUUGAGAGUGCUUUUAAACAACGUUACGAUGUCCAUCCAUCUGGUGAGAUCAUUGUUCUUGAUUCUUUCUGCCCUUGGAAGGAGCACUUGUAUGCUAUUGAGAAGGAGCACGAUGCCCGUGGGGACAUCAAAUUUGUUCUUUUCGCAGACUCCAGCUCCAAGUGGCGUGUAUCCACUGUUUCUGUCACCUCCACCAGUUUCGAAUUCCGUUUGGGUCUUCCACUGCAAUGGAGAGGUCUCAGGGACGAGGCUUUAUCUGAGGCCUCUGGUAUCGAGGGAUGCAUUUUCAUUCAUGCUGCUGGUUUCAUUGGUGGCUGCAACACCAAAGAGGGCGUUUUGCAGCUCGCCAUCAAGUCGUUGGAGGCAGCCAAGGAAACCUAG
Molecule: messenger RNA, 1131 nt
Organism: Australozyma saopauloensis
Lineage: Eukaryota; Fungi; Ascomycota; Pichiomycetes; Serinales; Metschnikowiaceae
Exons: 1
Coding region: 1-1131 (376 amino acids)
Cellular component (GO): cytoplasm; nucleus
Source: RefSeq, a predicted model, not a curated record